Molecule: messenger RNA, 1493 nt
Organism: Stylophora pistillata
Lineage: Eukaryota; Metazoa; Cnidaria; Anthozoa; Scleractinia; Pocilloporidae
Product: pancreatic secretory granule membrane major glycoprotein GP2
Source: RefSeq, a predicted model, not a curated record
CGGUUGUUUUGGAUCGUUUAUUGGAACCCGUUCACUGAAAUGAAAAACACGUGCAUGCACUUUUUGAUGAAGAACUUAGGUGGUCAUGGUGGAAUUUUUAAAAAAUAAAAACUGAGAUUUGUUCAAAGGCUCGAAAUAAUCAACAAUGAUCAAAUACUACGCAAGGAAUUAAAUUUUCCGAGGAUGCAGAAAGAAACGUAGCCGUAAAAUCAUGCCUUUGAAAGGGGUUUUGACCUUGGUUGAAUCUCGUUAGUAGAGUCAGAUGGCUUAAAUCGCUCCAAGUCUGAUCAAAGCACUUAUUUUUUCGGCAAUUUUUUCCUUAUUCCCCUAAGUAUCCCUAAACCGCUUUAAGUCAAAAUAUGUUACGACGAAAACGAAAUAAAUCCGACCUUCAUGGCAGAGAAAAGGUUAUGGCGUCGAAAGAGAAGCAGACGAUCUCCGUGGAUCAAGAUCAUUCAAAACGUGACAGUCUUGAAGAACAGCCGUCAGAAACCAGAAGCAGACAUGUGUCGGCAGCUAUCAAUUGUCUUACCAGAUGCCGUCGAAAAACUUUGGUAACCGUUGUAGCUCUCAUAGUAGCCAUUUCCGUACUCAUCGCAGUGGUGCUUGUUGGAAAACAUCUUACGCAAACACACGACCACAACAAUGUAAUAGAUACAGAAGAGGUCAGUAAAGCUGGCCAAGAUAUAGAUGAGGAUGAAGAUGACUGCAACAAUACAAAUGGCUCUCACAAUCGUACCUGUAAAGGGGAAUACGUUAGACCCUUUCAGCCAUGCAAGGACGUGAAUGCAAGCUUUGCAAAAAGUAAUGCCUCCCUCAAUUGUACAGUCGACCCAUGUGUUAAUUACAAAGUCCUGAGUAAUGCAGAUAGAAGGAGUAGCCACAUUACAGUCUUCAAUCAAAUGUCAUGUGACGUAGGAUUCUGGGGAUGGUAUCGUUUCGUGGGAGCAGCAGGAACAAGAAUGCCUGAUAGAUGCAUAAGGCGAAAUAGAUGCAAUACAGUUCUUUCAGGCUGGUUGAAUGAUGACCAUCCUUCAGUGGAAGAUGGUGAAAUUUCCAGAACGGUCUGUUUUUCCCAGCAUCCAUACGGCUGUUGCAGAUUCAUAUUGGAAAUUUCCGUAAUAAACUGUGGAUCCUAUUACGUUUACCGUUUCGUUACACCACCUAAAUGUCCAGGACGCUACUGUAGUACAGACUAGCUUAAAAAAGUCAUUCAUUUACCACAAAAAAUAACUAAAAUGAUAGAUUUUUAUACUGCGUACAGCGUGGUUUUUGUUUCUGAAAGACCAACAUCAAAAUAAAAUAACUACACCACAACGAUUGAAAAAAUUGACAUAGUUCUCAUACAAAUCGUUUUGUCUCGCUUUGUUUUGCUUCUCCUUUUUAAUCUGUUCGAUCAUUUGUUUGAUAAAUGGAGGACCACAAGUAUGUUAGCCUUUUAAGCCAUUAAGUGCUUCUCUCUUUAAAUAAAGAGUCACUUUCCAGCUUGUGUA